GGGAUGCGUGCCUGAAAGCCCUCCAUCAGACUCUGCGGAGGGAGGCCACGAUCAUGAAUGGCUGGGAGGAGUUCCUCAACCGCGACGCCCGAGGCACGGAGGUCUCCUGGAGCACCUACGUCAAGUGCCAGGCAUGCGGGGAGCGCCCCGCGGCGAGGGAGGCGGCUCUCAGGGCUGGCCGGAGGGCUGCAACGGCAGAGCCUGCCCGGGCACCCGCAAUCAGGGCCGCCCUCCAGCUGUGGGAGGAGCUCGUCUCGGAGCACCCCGGAGCUUUGGGGGACACGCCCGCUUUCCGCUGGGGACCCCGCUUCAAGGAAGUGUUCGCGGGAACCGCGGGGGUGACCCGCGCGGCGAAGCAGCUGGGCAUCCAAGCGGAUGAGCCUGUGGAGCUGUACCGGAACCCCCUGCACCCCAAGGAGUCGGAGAGGAGGGAGGACCACGACCUCUCGAACCCCGACGUCGCCGAGGCCCUGGUCAAAGAGGCAGAUACUCCCCCGGGCCCGGGAGUGGCCAACGUGUGGAUGUUCGAAAACCCGUGUACCUCCUUCUGCGACCACAACAUUAAAGGGGGCACCCGCACCUGGAAGAAGCCGGAUGGGGACCGGUGCAUACGGAACCUUCAUAAAUGGAGGAAGGGAUGGAUCUUCGAGAACCAGGAGCACAGAGGGAUAUAUCCCAAGGUCUACGACCUCCCCGAGUGGUUGGAAAUCCUGGAGGAGACCGGUGCCGUGAUCAUCCCGGGAACGAUGUGCGCCUGGGGCCUCCAUCCCUCAGACGCUUCGUCCCCCCAUCAGUUCUAUCGCAAGGGGUACUGGCUGGUCGUCUCCGCGAACCUGGCCCCCUUCUUCACGAAGCUCCGGAGACCCUGCCCCGGUCUCUCCCCGAUGCACCAGCGCGUGGAGCUCAGGGAUAACGCCCCAGGGACAGGCAUCAAGCGGACAAGGGAAGCCGCCCAAUACCCCCCGCGCUUCGCCCGCGCCGUGGCGCUGGCCAUUUGGACGGACUGGGCGCAGGAGCUGUGCACUCAUUGUGCGGACAACCCCAAGCACUCCCCCGAAGUUGUGAAGGAGGGGGCCCGACUCGGUGAUGGCCUAGUCCAGGCGGCGGGAGGCUGGAAGGAAGCAGUCGACUGCUACCGAGAGGCCUGGACGAGCCGGUGGGGGAACAACCUGGACGGGGUCUUCAAGGAUGAGCUAUGCGAGCUGCUCGACCCCGACCUCAGGGAUUACCUCCACCAGAUG
Messenger RNA from Prorocentrum cordatum, 1241 nucleotides. The record is from the annotation of a GenBank genome assembly. Lineage: Eukaryota; Dinophyceae; Prorocentrales; Prorocentraceae.